Messenger RNA from Phoenix dactylifera (date palm), 2031 nucleotides. The record is from RefSeq and is a predicted model, not a curated record. Lineage: Eukaryota; Viridiplantae; Streptophyta; Magnoliopsida; Arecales; Arecaceae.
UCGAUCCCAAUACCCACAGGCUGAUCUCAUCAUCAUCAUAUAUAGAUAUAUUAUUAGAUUUGAUUAUAAAUCCAUGGAUCCGAACGCACGCCUGCUCCACGGCAACUCGCCACGGAGAGAGAGGGGGGCAAACGAGAGGCUCUCGUAGGAGGAGGACGAGCGGCCGCUAGAUUCUCAUCUCUUCUCCUCCAAGCCUUCUCCUUUGCCUUUCAAAAGCCUCGUCGCGAAACACGCUCAAACUCUGGGAAGAAGGAAGCGGAAGGAGGGAAAGCAGGGUUUGUUAUUUAGUUUUUUCCGAUGGCGAGUUGGGUUCUAUCGGAAUGCCGUGGUAUAAGACAGCUGCCGGCGGAUUACUCCCGGCCCAAAUCUAGGCUCCAGCCGCCGCGGCGGAGCCUCCCUUGUCCGCCCCCUCGCGACGUGGAUUUUCGCCGCCGCCCGACCUGCCUCGGAAGUCGGGCGCUCCACCGGGACUGGGCGCUGAGGGUGGCGACGGCGGAGGAGGAGGGGGAAGGAGGGGAGGUAAAUGGGAAACGGGCGAAUGGGAGUGAGAUAGAGGUGUCGGAGUUCGAUCCCGCGAUGCCGCCGCCAUUCGGGCUGGCGGAGAUCCGGGCGGCCAUCCCCAAGCACUGCUGGGUGAAGGACCCUUGGAGAUCUAUGAGCUAUGUGGUCCGGGAUGUGGUUGUUGUGUUUGGGCUCACGGCCGCCGCCGCCUACUUCAAUAACUGGAUGGUGUGGCCGCUCUAUUGGGUGGCUCAGGGCACCAUGUUCUGGGCUUUCUUCGUUCUUGGCCAUGACUGCGGACACGGUAGCUUUUCGAGCAGCCCGAAGCUGAACAGUGUGGUUGGGCAUUUGCUCCAUUCGUCCAUUCUCGUGCCUUACCAUGGCUGGAGGAUUAGUCACAGGACUCAUCACCAGAACCAUGGACACGUCGAGAAUGACGAGUCCUGGCACCCUUUACCUGAGAAGUCAUAUAAGAGUUUGGAUUCUGCAACUCGGAUUCUGCGUUUCACAUUGCCUUUCCCAAUGCUUGCAUAUCCCUUGUACCUGUGGAAAAGGAGUCCAGGGAAGAAAGGUUCUCACUUCCAUCCAGAUAGUGAUCUAUUUGUUCCAAAAGAGAGGAAGGAUGUGGUAACAUCAACAGUUUGCUGGUCGGCAAUGGCGGCGGCGCUUGCAGGAUUAGCAUGGAAAUUUGGCCUUGUUCCAAUGAUUAAACUGUAUGGAAUUCCCUAUUUGAUGUUCGUUAUGUGGUUGGAUUGUGUGACAUAUUUGCAUCAUCACGGGCAUGAUGAGAAACUUCCCUGGUAUCGCGAAAAGGAAUGGAGUUAUCUCCGCGGAGGGCUGACGACGCUGGAUCGGGAUUAUGGAUGGAUCAACAACAUACACCAUGAUAUCGGGACUCAUGUGAUACAUCACCUCUUCCCUCAGAUACCACAUUACCAUCUAGUGGAAGCUACUGAGGCAGCAAAGCCGGUGCUCGGAAAGUACUAUAGAGAACCUGAGAAAUCUGGUCCUUUGCCGUUUCACCUAUUUGGCGUCUUGGCAAAGAGCUUGAGACGUGAUCACUAUGUCAGUGAUACUGGAGAUGUCGUCUACUAUCAGACCGACCAUCGAUUAAAUAGUUUUCCUCAGAAAUCGGAUUGAAACUUGCUUGACUGGCAUGGGAAGAUAGCUGAUUCACAACUGAUCCUGUCUCCAGCAUUCCUUAAAGCUGGAAUUUUUGUGCACAGCUUCCAAGUCCUACCAUCCAUUCUUUUCUCUUCCAAAUAAAAGGAAAGAGGUGUAGGAAAUUUAUCCUCAAAUGAAUCUAUUAUGGUAUAUAACAAACACGACUUUGUAUUCUUUGUUAAGCUGCUCGGAAAUAUCAUCACCGGCGUUGCAAAGCUAUAGUUGUUUUAUGUGAAACUUUCAAAGCAAAGAGGAAAGGGGAAAACAAAAUAAUGUUUUUGUCUGCUGGUAACUGUUCCUAACACCCUUCAUUUCCAAGUCUUGUGUGCUCAUCAUUGGUGAAUGAAAAUAUGAUGAGGCUUCCGU